This is a messenger RNA of Geodia barretti, 423 nucleotides long. NCBI's taxonomy places the organism in Eukaryota, Metazoa, Porifera, Demospongiae, Tetractinellida, Geodiidae. The record is from the annotation of a GenBank genome assembly.
AUGGCUUACCGAGACCAGGAGGCAGUGCUGGAUUACGCGCAGGAGCAGGCCCAACUAGGCAAAUCAUGCGUGGUGUGCGUUUGGGGCGACCUGAACGUGUCAGCCAAGGAAUUGCUGAAUCGCGUGCGACGUCGCGCUGAGACCGUCGAACUGAUUCCGGGAGUUAGCAGCAUUCAAAUAGCCUGUGCUCGGGCCGGCAUAUCUCUGGAAGAGUCGGUGUUUAUCACCCUGCACCAGCGAUGGGAUCGUGGGUCGGAAUUGUCCGAAUUGGUAGAGUUGAUGAACCAGGGAAGGCGUAAUGUCAUCCUAUUACCGCGGCCAUACGAUUUCAUGCCACCCGCCAUCGCUGCCGGAGCCGUUGCGGACGGGGCAGACCCUGAACAUCCCGUUACGGGUUUUCCAGCGUCUCACCCUGCCCGAUGA